UUUCUUUUUCUUCUUCAUCAUGUUUACUAGAUAUUUGCUUUUACUGCUAUUUGCUCCCUUGAUAUAUAUCCUGGGUUUCUUUGCUGCUUCCUUGUCAACACAUCAACCUGAUUAUUUCUAUACAUGGACAAGAGAUUCAGCCUUAGUUGCUCAGACCAAUGAUACCUUGUUGCAUGAUUAUGUCGACUUUCAAAUGGAUGUACAAAAGACAAGUACGCGUUGCAAUUGUCUGGGUGAACCAAAGUUCAACAAGGAUGGAUCAAGUUUCAAGGGACUGGAUUAUAUUAGCAAAGUAUGGUAUCAACCUAGUACACAUUUCUUUACCCUAAUGGUUAUGCGUAAAGCCUUGUUGGAUGGCAUUGAUUUCUUUAAAUUAUCCAAUCGUAACGUCGAGGAAUACAAGCUGGCUAGUCAUCUUAUUGGUAAGCGAAUCGAGACAUUCUGGUCAGAACAGCAUAACUACAUUAUGGCUACUCAGAACGUUCAGAAUGGUGUGCAAAAGCCAUCGGGUUUAGAUGUGUCUACAUUUAGAAAUGAUGGAUUUUUUACACCUGGGUCUGACAAGAUGCUGGCUACUGUUGUUGCGUUGGAAGAGUCAUUUGAGCCAUUGUAUCCCAUUAAUAAAUGGGAGAAGUUAGGUGUUUCGGUAAAUAGUAUAAAUAGACGGUUCUUUCAACGAAUCAUGCAGGUGGAUGAUGGAUACUAUUCACCCGAAAGUGCAACCUUAAAAGAGAUUAUUAAAAAGACAACACAUGCAGCAGACAAGUUUUUGAAAACGAUCCAAUUUCAUCAAGCUCGUAAUGGAUCCAUGUCAGAACAGUAUGAUAGAUAUAUUGGGUUUAUGGCUGGAGCUAGAGAUUUAACUUGGUCUCAUGCAGCAUUUAUUACUGCAUCCAAAGCCAAAGAUAGUCAUUUGAUUCAAUAAAAAAAAAGAGUGUUGAUUUUAUUAUUAUUAGUAUUAUUAGUGUUAAAAAAAAAAAAAAGAAAAAGAA
Mucor mucedo is the source of this 992-nucleotide messenger RNA. Its product is annotated as Six-hairpin glycosidase-like protein. The coding region runs from base 20 to 925 and encodes 301 amino acids. NCBI's taxonomy places the organism in Eukaryota, Fungi, Mucoromycota, Mucoromycetes, Mucorales, Mucoraceae. The record is from RefSeq and is a predicted model, not a curated record. Gene Ontology annotation, biological process: carbohydrate metabolic process. The transcript is spliced from 9 exons. Gene Ontology annotation, cellular component: fungal-type vacuole. Gene Ontology annotation, molecular function: hydrolase activity, hydrolyzing O-glycosyl compounds.